CUUGAGGCCCCUGUCCGACGGCCCAGCACGCAUCACGCGGCGGUGGCAGGCCGCGACAUGACACCUGAGUCUCCAAGUCUGACUUACUGCAUGUGGUAGACAGUACUCUGGCUUGGAUCGUCAACUAGAACCACAGCUUGCUCUCCACAACAUGAUCGGUUGCAGAGCAGCCCGAGCUUGCAAGGCUGACCACACAGACCGAGCCGCCCAGCCAGCCAUUCCGUCUACUUGAACACACUUGCCGACCGCUCUGCUCUCCCUGCACCGCGGAUCCCUUAUCUCCUCCCAUCUGGAUGCGCCCGCCCUCGGCUUCCAACAUGGCGUCGCUCUUCAGUGCUCAACUCCACCCAGGGCGUGCACUGGGAUUCCUUGUCCUCGGCGCAUCCCUCCACGACAUCCUGACCCGACUCAAGGCCGAGCCCCAACGCUUCCCGAAGCUUGACCUGGUAUAUUCGCCAACGGACCCGGUCAAAGAGCCCGUCAUAGUCACUCUCCCGUCGAACGGUGUCCGUCUACGCUUCGAUGGCCCUGAACAACGCCUUCGUUUGGUCGAGGUCGUCGACUUCACAAAGAACCACAUCACCUUCAAGGACCAGAGCACAGAUCGUGACCUGGUGAAGCCACCAGCCGACCCUACGGCUCAUCCUCAUUCGGGAGAGCCCGCCACCGAACCCACCUUCAAACACAUAUACCAGAGAUUCCUUGGGCCGACCUACGAUGGCGAGUACAUCCCGGGGUCCGAUGGGCAGGGGAUAUACAUGCUAUCGUACCCCGGCGUGGCUUUCACAUUCCCUCUGGCGCAGUCGGCCUAUUCGCCAGAAAAGGAUGUUGUGACACUGUUGUCUUCCUCCACCCAAGUCGCUACAUCGAUGGCAGUCUUCAGCGGGGACUCCUGGGCCCAGUCUCGGGAGACCCUGUGGACCGAGGUCCUUCCCAGUAUCAAAUCCUUCGCACCCCUUGCAAAGGGCAAGGAUGUGUGUCCAGAUGAGAUAUCACUCGUUAGAAUCCAUGGGGGAGGUAAGCUGCAAUUGUUCAAGAAAUGGACGAGCAACUCCACCUGGAUAUUACUAGGCGACACCACUCCACAGGAACUUGUUGCGGAACUGGGACCACCUGAUGCUAUCUACCGCAAGAACGACCAGCGCAUGUACAUACACAAAAUACGUACAGCCAGCAACAGUCGGACGCGGCCAGAUAGCGACGGUCUGCGGCGGCCCGGUGACCUGACCGACACGGAUCACUCUUCCGCAAACACCAUGUCCGAGGACUCCAACGAUGACGAGGCAAUCGAAGAGGAGUUUGCCGGCAACGUGUCCGGAGAGUGUUUCUACAAUUACUUCUACCUGGGCUUCGAUGUGCUUGUGUCUACACCAACAACCCCCUCUCAGCCACCACCGUCCCAGGACAAGUCAGGACUCCCAGGGAAGGCCAUCAGAUCGGAAGCACCAGAUCGCAUGGUGGCAACCAAGCUGAUCCUGCACGCCAACGUCCCAGGUUCAUACCCAUUCAACCGUCACCGACGCUGCAGAUGGGAGAUCGCCUACCUAGACCAGGCCUCACCGGAGGCACCAGUCAACACCGAGACGCCCUUCGCCCACAUCUCGAAACACCUGCGGCAGGAAUGGCAGUCUAUUUACUCCUCAGAGGACGAGGCCCUCCAGAAGCAGCGAGGUAUGGUUCUCAACCGCGGCUGGGGCGACAGUCCGGGGAGCAGCUGCGAGCUUCUCGGCGGCUGGGAGGACAGCGGCGAUAGCACGCACGCGGGCGUCGGUGUACGCCGUGCUGAUGGUAGUGAGGACUCUACGACGACGCUCUACGGCUUCCCCGGCCUCGUGUUUGAGGUGCUCAAGAAUGGGUAUGUCAGUAAUUUGACGGUCUUUUGAUGGCUGUUCGGUCAAUCCAUUAUAAACCUUGUAGUCACGGCAAGUCUGCCACCAUCUUGGCUGGACGGUCGAUGAGUUUAGAGGGUUGCAGGGCUUUUGUACAAGGGGAGGAUCGGUAGGAGUUCAGCGCGUUGGAAAGGAUGCAGUCUAAAGUGGCCAUCGAGGCCAUUCUUCACCAUUACGGAUACAGUGUUUGAUUUUCGCCGUUGUUCGUGCUUUAGACCUGGGCAUUGGAAAGGUGGCAAUUGAAUGGACGGUGGAUGCUGUUCGUAGAGCGCGCAGCGCUGCAAUUGAUACUACUAUGUAAGUUUCUCUAUGCACCAUCCUUGAAGCGGUCAAAGUGCCGCCUAAGGGUUUGUCCACUAGCCCAGAGGCAGUGUCGGCGUUCAGAAUCAAGUAAGCAAC
This is a messenger RNA of Diaporthe batatas, 2288 nucleotides long. RefSeq lists its product as uncharacterized. The transcript has 2 exons. The record is from RefSeq and is a predicted model, not a curated record. The coding region runs from base 294 to 1883 and encodes 529 amino acids. NCBI's taxonomy places the organism in Eukaryota, Fungi, Ascomycota, Sordariomycetes, Diaporthales, Diaporthaceae. Gene Ontology annotation, cellular component: trans-Golgi network. Gene Ontology annotation, biological process: Golgi to plasma membrane protein transport.